UUCAAAAUCAGAGGGGGGUAGUCAUGGUCCAAGUUCACUUGCUUGCCGUUCCAGGUGAAUCCUCUUUUCUGCCAUGCCUUGCGAAGGAGAAGUUCUUUGGUUUUAAAACUGAGGAAUUUUACAAUAAUAGAUCGCGGGGGAGCGUCGCUUGGGGGCGGAGGGCCUAGAGAGCGAUGAGCCCGUUCAAUGUGCAUGUCGAACUCGUCUUGGGACAGCACCAAACCCUCCCGCAGCAACUUCUCCACAAAGUCACCCAUUGAUGCCGAGUCCCGUUCUGCCGCCUCGGGKUCAGACCUCAGACUGGUGCUGGUGGGUCAGGAGCGAGUGGGGAAGAGCUCAGCAGGAAACACCAUCCUGGGAAAGAAGGAGCUGGACUGUCGGUUCAGCUCCGUCCCUGUGACUCUGAGCUCCCAGAAGGUCGAAAGUGAGGUUGAAGGUGGCAGAGUGGUGGUGGUGGACACCCCUGGCCUCUUUAGCACCCAGCUGUCUGCAGAGCAGGUGAAGGAAGAGCUGCUAGCAGCUGUGGAGCUGAGCUCUCCUGGUCCACACGUCUUCCUCCWCACCCUCCAGCUGGGCAGGUUCACCCCCCAGGAGCAGAAGGGGAUGGAAACACUGCAGAAGAUCCUGAGUCCUGAAGUCUCCAAACACACCAUGCUGCUGUUCACCUACGGAGACCGUCUGGAAGACACCGAUAUCCAGCAGUUCAUCAGAGAGGAUGCCAACCUGCUGAAGCUGCUAAAGAGCUGCAGCGGCCAGUACCACGUGUUCAACAACAAGAAUAUGGAGGAAAGGAGUCAGGUCCAGCAGCUGCUGGAUAAAAUCCAGAUGAUCUCCCAGGAUGGGAGGCUGAUCUACCAGAGAGGAACCAAGUCAGAGGAGUCCAGAUGCAGUCUUUCUUGACUUGGAUAAGGAAGCAGUUGCUUAGACGCUGAUGGGUGUUUGCCGCAGCGUCUCCAUCAGAGGAAGGAAAAAA
This is a messenger RNA of Poecilia reticulata (guppy), 973 nucleotides long. Its product is annotated as GTPase IMAP family member 7-like. Lineage: Eukaryota; Metazoa; Chordata; Actinopteri; Cyprinodontiformes; Poeciliidae. The record is from RefSeq and is a predicted model, not a curated record. Gene Ontology annotation, molecular function: GTP binding.